Canis lupus familiaris (dog) is the source of this 2009-nucleotide messenger RNA. RefSeq names its product peroxisome proliferator activated receptor alpha (gene PPARA). Lineage: Eukaryota; Metazoa; Chordata; Mammalia; Carnivora; Canidae. Gene Ontology annotation, biological process: regulation of lipid metabolic process; negative regulation of transcription by RNA polymerase II; positive regulation of transcription by RNA polymerase II. Gene Ontology annotation, molecular function: RNA polymerase II cis-regulatory region sequence-specific DNA binding; zinc ion binding; nuclear receptor activity. Gene Ontology annotation, cellular component: nucleus. The record is from RefSeq and is marked provisional.
GGUUUCCCAUUGCCGCUCAAGUAGGGUCACCGUGACUUUCCUCUUCCAAGGUGGUGGAGAGUUGGGGAGAAUCCAGAGGACAUAUCGUAACCGUUUCCUCCUUUACCUCCGAACUGCCAAGGCUGCAGGGAAGGGACCGGCCCUGCCUCGGCCUGGGCUCCCCGUGAGGCGAGCUCAGAGGUCGGCCGGGCCGCCACAGGUUGGGGCUCAGCUACAUUUCCAGAACCAUCCAGUCAAGAUGGUAGACACAGAAAGCCCGAUUUGCCCCCUCUCCCCCCUUGAGGCUGAUGACCUGGAAAGCCCGUUAUCUGAAGAAUUUCUACAAGAAAUGGGAAACAUCCAAGAGAUUUCUCAGUCCAUUGGUGAGGAUAGUUCUGGAAGUUUUAGUUUUACAGAAUACCAGUAUUUAGGAAGUGGCCCGGGAUCAGAUGGAUCUGUUAUCACAGACACGCUCUCACCAGCUCCCAGCCCCUCGUCGGUCACGCACCCGGCGGCUCCCGGUGGUGCCGAGGAACCUUCCAGCGUAGCCUUGAACAUUGAAUGCAGAAUCUGCGGGGACAGAGCCUCGGGCUACCAUUACGGAGUCCACGCAUGCGAAGGCUGCAAGGGUUUCUUCCGGCGAACCAUCCGGCUGAAGCUGGCCUAUGACAAAUGUGACCGCAGCUGCAAAAUUCAGAAAAAGAACCGGAAUAAGUGCCAAUAUUGUCGUUUCCACAAGUGCCUUUCGGUCGGGAUGUCCCAUAAUGCCAUCCGCUUUGGAAGAAUGCCACGAUCAGAAAAAGCAAAACUGAAAGCGGAAAUUCUCACCUGUGAACAGGACCCAGAAGACGCAGAGACAGCAGAUCUCAAGUCCCUGGCCAAGAGAAUUUACGAGGCCUACCUCAAGAACUUCAACAUGAACAAAGUCAAAGCCCGGGUCAUCCUCGCAGGGAAGGCCAGCAACAACCCGCCCUUUGUCAUACAUGACAUGGAGACGUUGUGCAUGGCUGAGAAGACUCUGGUGGCCAAGCUGGUGGCCAAUGGCAUCCAGAACAAGGAGGCAGAGGUGCGCAUCUUCCACUGCUGCCAGUGCACAUCUGUGGAGACCGUCACGGAGCUCACGGAGUUCGCCAAGUCCAUCCCUGGCUUCGCGAACUUGGACUUGAAUGAUCAGGUCACUCUACUGAAAUAUGGAGUGUAUGAGGCCAUAUUUGCGAUGCUGUCUUCUGUGAUGAAUAAAGACGGGAUGCUGGUAGCCUAUGGAAAUGGCUUUAUAACUCGUGAGUUCCUAAAGAGCCUAAGGAAACCGUUCUGUGAUAUCAUGGAACCAAAGUUUGAUUUUGCGAUGAAGUUCAAUGCACUGGAGCUAGAUGACAGCGACAUCUCCCUUUUUGUGGCUGCUAUCAUUUGCUGUGGAGAUCGCCCCGGCCUUCUAAACGUGGGACACAUUGAAAAAAUGCAGGAGGGCAUUGUGCAUGUGCUCAAACUUCACCUGCAGACCAACCACCCGGACAACAUCUUUCUCUUCCCAAAACUCCUUCAAAAAAUGGCAGACCUCCGGCAGCUGGUCACCGAGCACGCACAGCUGGUGCAGGUCAUCAAAAAGACGGAGUCGGACGCAGCCCUGCACCCCCUGCUGCAGGAAAUCUACAGGGACAUGUACUGACGGCUUGAGAGCGAACCGCACGACAAGCAGCUCUUCGAGGACUUUUAAAGUCGACAGCACUACAAAUGAAAACUGGGAGCAAUGCCUGCUUUGCACAAAUUCCACCAUUUUCACCUUAGAGAAUGGGACGGAUGAGCCCUAGGUAACCGGAAACCUAGACCACAUUUCUUUCUUUUUCACAUCAGUACUUGUAAGAGCGUGCCAAGUGUCGAAACGCCGGUGACAGGUAGCUGAUAGGCAGUUCUUGGAAAAUUAAGGGGAAUGAUGCCCAGCAGUCUGAUUUUAACUCACUUGAUGUUAAUCCAUGCAGAUUUCUUUAUAUCACAUUAGCCGUGUAGCCUUGAAUUAACUGGUGACCUUGAAA